ACAAUGGGAAAGUUCAUGAAAUCCAAUCGAGUUGUACUCAUCCUGAAUGGGCGUUAUGCUGGUCGGAAGGCUGUAAUUGUAAAGAAUUAUGAUGAAGCAACUACUGACAAACCGUAUGGUCAUGCUUUGGUUGUUGGUAUUGACAGAUAUCCUUUGAAGAUCAACAAAAAGAUGGGGAAGAAACGAACAGCUAGGCGAUGCAAAAUCAAGCCAUUCGUAAAAGUUAUCAACUACAAUCACAUCAUGCCCACCAGGUAUUCUGUCGAUGUCCAGAUAGAUAAAGGUGUUGUUAACAAGGACGUGUUAAAGGACGUUGCUCUCAAACGAAAAGCGAGAAACGAAGUUAAAGUGAAAUUUGAAGAAAGGUACAAAGCUGGAAAAAACAAGUGGUUCUUCCAAAAGUUAAGGUUUUAAGAUAAAGUGUGUAACAUUUCUGAUAGAAGAAUUUUCUUUUGGAAGGAAGUUGUUUUUUGUUAAUUUACACGCUUAUUUAAAUAAAGGAUCUUCAAAAUUGA
Messenger RNA from Xenia sp. Carnegie-2017, 515 nucleotides. Its product is annotated as 60S ribosomal protein L27-like. Gene Ontology annotation, molecular function: structural constituent of ribosome. The coding region runs from base 4 to 414 and encodes 136 amino acids. The transcript has 3 exons. The record is from RefSeq and is a predicted model, not a curated record. NCBI's taxonomy places the organism in Eukaryota, Metazoa, Cnidaria, Anthozoa, Malacalcyonacea, Xeniidae. Gene Ontology annotation, cellular component: cytosolic large ribosomal subunit; ribosome. Gene Ontology annotation, biological process: translation.